Pistacia vera is the source of this 1352-nucleotide messenger RNA. Its product is annotated as novel plant SNARE 13. Gene Ontology annotation, molecular function: SNAP receptor activity; SNARE binding. Lineage: Eukaryota; Viridiplantae; Streptophyta; Magnoliopsida; Sapindales; Anacardiaceae. Gene Ontology annotation, cellular component: late endosome membrane; Golgi apparatus; ER to Golgi transport vesicle membrane. The record is from RefSeq and is a predicted model, not a curated record. The transcript is spliced from 10 exons. Gene Ontology annotation, biological process: vesicle fusion. Bases 236 to 1042 code for a protein of 268 amino acids.
UUUUUCUUUAUUUCUUUUGAAAUUUUCUGAAAUUCUCUCUUCUUUUCAUUACCAUUAUCCCCAAAUCUCCCUGUUUUAUUUUUCUAUAUUUAAGAUAUUUUCCACAUUUAUAUAUUUUUUUUUUAAAGAAAAAAUAACAGUGCCGUCCGGUAAGGGUUUUGGAGAUCGGAGGGAUUCGAAUUUGAAUGUGGUGGUGAUUUAAUUGCCGGGAUUUCGAUUAAUUUUCCGGCGAAAUAUGGCCUCCGACUUGCAAAUGAGCCCUCAGUUGGAGCAGAUCCACGGCGAAAUUCGUGAUAAUUUCCGAGCUCUCGCAAAUGGCUUCCAGAGACUGGAUAAGAUCAAAGAUUCAAACAGACAAAGUAAACAGCUGGAAGAACUUACUGGAAGGAUGAGAGAGUGUAAAAGAUUAAUUAAAGAGAUGGAUCGUGAAAUUAAAGAUGUGGAAGCUCAAAAUGCUCCUGAAGUCAAUAAACGUCUCAACGAUGAGAAGCAAUCUAUGAUCAAAGAGUUGAAUUCCUAUGUGGCUCUAAGAAAAACGUAUAUGAAUAGCCUUGGUAAUAAGAGGGUUGAACUCUUUGAUAUGGGGGCAGGAGUGAGUGAACCUACAGCCGAUGACAAUGUUCAGAUGGCAUCAAACAUGUCGAAUCAAGAGCUAAUCACUGCUGGGACGAAGACAAUGGAUGAGACUGAUCAGGCUAUUGAACGUUCUAAAAUGGUUGUUGAGCAAACACUUCAAGUGGGAACCCAAACUGCUACGACCUUAAAGGGCCAAACUGACCAAAUGGGCCGUAUUGUUAACGAGCUGGAUACAAUUCAGUUCUCAAUUAAGAAGGCCUCCCAGCUAGUGAAGGAGAUCGGAAGGCAGGUAGCCACCGAUAAAUGCAUAAUGGCAUUCCUAUUUCUUAUCGUCUGCGGUGUAAUAGCCAUCAUUGUUGUGAAGAUUGUCAACCCCAACAACAAAGACAUCAAGGACAUUCCCGGAUUGGCACCUCCAGCUCCAGCGAGGAGGCUGUUGUCACUCGAGAGCUCGGAAACAUUUUGAGUAGAUUCAUCAUUUCAUAUUAGGAAGAAGUUUUCACGUCCAGAUUUUAUGAUUUGCAUUCAAGUGGAUGGCAGGAAAGACCAGCGAUGUGAUCGUGGGCAUAUGCUUGUCUUUUCACAUCCGUUCAACAUCCUAUAUUUGUGCAUAUCUUGUUUGUGAUAUUCUCUCUUUGUAUAUCAAAUGUGAGCGCUUUUUGCAUUGUUUUGAAUGCUAUGCGGUGUUUUUUUCUCUACUCUCCAAGACUCAUUAGUGAUAGACCAUUGGUGAGACAUUACAAUUCUGUGAAAUUUGAGAUCUGUUAUUCUACAGU